AAGAGGGAGAAGCGGAGACGAGACACGAGUCAGGACACACUCCCGCCGAGCGACACACGUCUGUCUGAGCCGCAGGACUGCGACCGGUGUGUGAGUGCAACGUGUCUUUCAUUCCUGUAUGUCACUCACUUCUUCACCAUCAUCUCCACCGCUUUAUCCUGUAUACAGGGUCACGGGGACCCCAGUCCACCCCAACAGCCUCCUGUAUGUUACCUUGAAAGACAUGCAGUCAGUAGAAAGCACAUCCACUCAGACGUCACCCUAUUGUCCCAACUUUGGUGCCAAAGACUCUGAAGUCUUCCUGUCAGGGGAUGAGAGGUCAGAAGUCACUGGAGAUCACGGUCGAUCAGGCUUGUCUUCAUCCUCCUCUUCAGGACAGGAAUGGAGCAGCACAGAGAGCGAGCGAGAGAAGAAGAAAGAGACAGCCGGAGGCACGCAGGGAGACCAGCUGUUCGCUCAAAAAUGUUUGGAGCUUCAUGGUUUCAUCCGACCCCUUCUUGAACUUUUGAAUGGCCUAAAGAAAGGACGAUUUGACAAAGGCCUAAACAGUUUCCAGCAGAGUGUAGCCAUGGACCGAAUCCAGAGGAUCAUUGGAGUGCUUCAGAAGCCACACAUCGGGGAGAAGUAUUUGCCGACUCUGCUGCAGGUGGAGAUGAUGCUAAAGCUUUGGUUCCCUCAAGUAAGCCCUCAGGCUACAGGCACAAGUGUGUCUCAACACCUAUCAGGACAGGGUCCGUCCAGCAGCAGCACACCUCCGCACAAGCAGAAAGACCAACUGCACAUUCCGGUUAAGAAGCGAAGACUGAGCUGGUCAGACACAGACGCUUCUCCUACUUCUACUCCUGUUGCAUGUAAGUGCUUCCACAUAAAAGGUCAGCAGAAAGAAGAACAAAGACAAGGUUUGUCUGAUAGCUCUGUGCCCGCAUCCCAUGUAGACCAAUCCGACUGGAGCAGUGAGCAAAAGUCAGCUCCCAGAGGCCUUUGUGGUGCUGAGUCUGGCCUGACAUGGGUCCAUGUCACCCCAAUCCUUUCUCCACCCAAGUCUCAUCCCCUUCUCAGUGAGAGAGAAGGUGGAACCAAAGACAUCAGAAAUGACCACUUUUUAGUUACACCUCCUUCACCGGCCAGCAGGGGCAGUCCAGCAACGCAGGACAACUCCAUAUCCUCGACUACGCCCUGCUCUGACCCAGUGACUUACCAAAUCCAGCCAGUGACUCUGGUGACUCCGACAGAGAGGCAGAGUCAGUGUUCUCUGGUCACAGAGCAACUUUCAAGCGUAUUACAAAGUCAGAAACAAACACAGACUUGUUUGGAAAACUUUUGAGAGAUUUCUUUUUUUAAUGGUGAUUCUUUAUCUUAAUUUAUAUUUUAUUUAGGCAGCUUAGCCUUUGCAAUUUUGUUCUUUAAGAAAUAUAAUCAAAAACCAUUGGAAGCCCAUGAACAUUAGCAGCAGUGGGACUGGCUGAUCCAGCAGGUGUGUGCAUGCUUUUUAGGAACUUGACUCUAGAUGUUUGUCUAAGUUACCUUAAAAAAAUAUGGUGAAUGAAAUUCACCCAAUAUUUGAUGAUCUUUAAAAAAAAAAAUUCAGUAGCCGCGUUUAUUAGGACAUGAGGAAGACAUUACACAGAACCUAGCUACAAAUACACAGGACAUACAUACAUGCAUCCGGUUUUCCUGUGUGCGGAAUUUAGGUUUCCGUUUUUCAGAAGGGAAAUCAUUGGAGGAUAUAACUACAAAGCCACAAUGUUUCCAAGAAAUGUAAUGUUGAAUUUAAAAGCAGAAGAUGUAUGCAGGAUAAGCAGGAUAUGAAAAAAAUAUUUGUAAAUUAUUCUAUUGAAAUCCCCAAAAGAAAUUCACAAAUUAAGACAAAUAUGGUUAGCCAUUUAAUCAGGACAAAAGGAAUGGCAUCAUAAAAAGGGAGGAAGCACAUGGUAGGAUACACAAAAAAAUGUAUUUAGACUGUUAUUGAAUAUUAACACUAACACUGUUAGUGUUUUUUAGUUUUAAAAACCUCUUACAUCGCCUUCAAAUCCACCGGUUUGCCUACUGUAUUUUCUGACAGCAGCAGAAGGUUUUAAACACACUGAUAAGCUCGAUAUAUGUUUAACAUCACUGUGCAUAAAACGUUUUAAUGUAAUGUCUCACUCAGAUUUAAUUAUCAAAGAUUGUUUUAAGCAUCUUGCCUUGCUCCUGCUUCUGCAAAAACACAGAAUCAUGCAAUCACAACUCAGCACUUCCACUCAACUGGCAAAUACGUUUAAGCGUAGAGUAUUGUUCUAUAUAGGUUGAUAAAGUCUUGGGGUCGUAGGUGCUGUAAUGUCCAUUUUGGAUAAUUUUUCCUUUGGUUUGGUUUGCCAUUUUCUUUUCAGAUCUUGCUGGCUUUUGCCUUUUGUGGUGUUUUGUUGUCUCUGAAAUGUAAAUGAAAAUUUAAUGAAAUGUAAAUUCUAGAUAGAUGAAAUAAGGUUCCCUUCAUGGUCUUUCAUGAAGCUUGUUAAGACAUGAAUCUGAAGUGACUCCCCAAUAUAUUCUGAUACUCGCCGGCUUGUCCAACACUAGGAAUAGGUUAAACCUAGAUUCUAUUCUUAGUGCUAACCUUGCGAUUUAAGUAUGACAGCACAAUCUGGAGUGUGUUAUUCUGUUUAUACCACAGUGAAAUUCCACAUUAGCGUUUACUUUAUUAAUUAAUGACACAUAACACAUUUUACCAGUCUAGAUUUAUUGGGAAAUGUCUCCAGCGUCUUUCUCUAUCUCUGAAUGAGCCGUUACUGUUAGUGUAGAAACUAUAUAGUCACCAACAUGAUGUGAAAGUAGUUCUGUAUGGUCUGCAGUACUGGAAAGAGAAGAGACCAGAUGCCUGCCAAAAAUGUGCUACCAUUCACAGAAGCACUUUUAACAAGAUAACACAUCUGAUAACUUUGUCUCAUUAGUAAGUACCUCUUUUCAGAUGGCCUCAGGACCGUCUGUGUUGUUUUGUUCAUGACUAAGAUGUGCUACAAAGCUAACUCGCUUCUACCACAUGACUGAAUCUCUUUUUAACCAUUACUUGGUGUGUGGAACAAGGGAUUGUACACCCUAUAUUCAACCCUGAAACUGGGAAGUUUAUAUAAUAAACUAUAAUUGAAAAUAUAUAAUAAAUCUUGUAUGCUUCUCGGGACUGACCAGCA
This is a messenger RNA of Clarias gariepinus (North African catfish), 3164 nucleotides long. It is a transcript of the gene ciarta, whose product is annotated as circadian associated repressor of transcription a. Bases 119 to 1324 code for a protein of 401 amino acids. Gene Ontology annotation, molecular function: RNA polymerase II cis-regulatory region sequence-specific DNA binding. NCBI's taxonomy places the organism in Eukaryota, Metazoa, Chordata, Actinopteri, Siluriformes, Clariidae. Gene Ontology annotation, biological process: circadian regulation of gene expression; negative regulation of DNA-templated transcription. The transcript has 7 exons. Gene Ontology annotation, cellular component: nucleus. The record is from RefSeq and is a predicted model, not a curated record.